AUGUACGAGGAGCGCACCUACCGUAUGCAAGAGAAGCGAGUGAGCAGUGAUCAGCUUUCUGAGGAAUUGAGAAAAGUCAACUGUCGGCAUCUUCUACUCUGCUGCGAAAGAAAUGAGGCAGUUCGGUUCCCUUCCAUAGAAUUGAGCAGUGAACCAGAGUUUCGAAUGGCUGCUGAAUGGCGGAAGCUCCUGCAAAUUGCUGUCUUCUUUCUACAACCAAUCCCUCAUAAGAAUCGUGAACGUGUUGAAGAAGAAAGAUGGACCCGAGGCCAACCACCCAUCCGAAGCAGAUAUACCCCGUUGACAAACGAACGAAUACCCGUGCAGCGAACAAUCGAGGACUAUCGGCGGUCCGAUUAUCGAUACGACGACCAGGGACCAAUGAUUUUAGAGCUCUCCCAUAGACAACUCAAGUAUCCCCAUCCUCAUCUCCUCAAGUAUCCAUUCGUCGAGAUCCAA
Ostertagia ostertagi is the source of this 459-nucleotide messenger RNA. NCBI's taxonomy places the organism in Eukaryota, Metazoa, Nematoda, Chromadorea, Rhabditida, Trichostrongylidae. The record is from the annotation of a GenBank genome assembly.